Molecule: messenger RNA, 417 nt
Organism: Colletotrichum spaethianum
Lineage: Eukaryota; Fungi; Ascomycota; Sordariomycetes; Glomerellales; Glomerellaceae
Exons: 2
Coding region: 1-417 (138 amino acids)
Source: RefSeq, a predicted model, not a curated record
AUGGCUGGUGCCAAUACGUUUUUCAGGAGCCAGCAAGGACCUUCAUCUCCCUCGCCUGCAGAUAAGCCUCUUCCUCCACCUUCAGCGAGGAAGCAGACGAAGUCCAACAUCAUUGUGUGGCCGGGUCAAUUCGAGCAAAAGCUCCUCGAGUCAGUUGACAAGAUCAUAGACCCCGAGUUGCUGGGCGCAAUUGGAGAGGACAAGAAUGUCCUUGUCAAACGAAUCGCCGACUCAACUUGGCACAUAAGGUUUUCGGCGGCAAUUCUUACAGGGCAUUUGUCUCCGGCCCAGAUUGCACAUGCCUCAACGGAGGCAGGACUCGACAAUCUUGUCAGCGAGUUGUCGCAGCUUGACGACAACACUUUCCACGAGAAACUCGGACUAAGAAAGCGCUUGGCUAAAGAACCUGACGUAUGA